AUGUUCUCGUCCAAACCCUUUGUUUUCAGAGGUGAAUCAGGAGCUGGCAAGACCGAGAACACGAAGAAGGUCAUCCAGUACCUGGCCCACGUUGCCUCCUCGCACAAAGGACGCAAAGACCACAACAUUCCUGGGGAGCUGGAACGCCAGCUUCUGCAAGCCAACCCCAUUCUGGAAUCUUUUGGCAAUGCCAAGACUGUAAAAAAUGACAACUCAUCUCGCUUUGGGAAGUUCAUUAGAAUCAACUUUGAUGUCACAGGAUACAUUGUCGGGGCCAACAUUGAAACCUAUCUCCUGGAGAAGUCGAGGGCCAUAAGGCAAGCAAAAGAUGAGAGGACCUUCCACGUUUUCUACCGCCUGCUGGCAGGGGCUGGAGAGCAUCUUCGAACCGACCUGCUCCUCGAAGGCUUCAACAACUACCGCUUCCUGUCCAAUGGCAACAUUCCUAUCCCAGGCCAGCAGGACAAGGACAAUUUCCAGGAGACAAUGGAGGCUAUGCACAUCAUGGGCUUCAACCACGAUGAGAUAGUCUCGAUGAAAGAAGGUUUUAAUCAUGCCCUGUCUUCACCAGGCAUGCUGAAGGUGGUCUCGUCAGUGCUACAGUUUGGAAAUGUGGUCUUUAAAAAAGAGAGAAAUACCGAUCAAGCCUCCAUGCCUGAGAACACAGCGGCGCAGAAGCUCUGCCAUCUGCUCGGGAUGAAUGUUAUGGAGUUUACCCGAGCCAUCCUCACCCCGAGGAUCAAAGUGGGACGCGACUAUGUGCAGAAGGCACAGACUAAAGAACAGGUGGAUUACAAAGCGGAUGAGUGGCUGAUGAAGAAUAUGGAUCCUCUCAAUGACAAUGUAGCCACGCUGCUUCACCAGUCCACCGAUAAAUUUGUGGCAGAGCUUUGGAAGGACGACAUUCAGACGUUUCAGAGAGCCUCUUUCUAUGACAAUGUGUCUGGGCUCCAUGAAGCUCCAGUGGACCGGAUCGUGGGUCUGGACCAGGUUGCCGGUAUGAACGAGACAGCGUUUGGUGCUGCCUACAAGACCAAGAAAGGCAUGUUCCGCACUGUGGGACAGCUGUACAAGGAGCAGCUGUCCAAGCUGAUGGCCACACUCAGGAACACCAAUCCCAACUUUGUCCGCUGCAUCAUCCCCAACCAUGAAAAAAGAGCUGGUAAACUUGACCCACAUCUGGUUUUGGACCAGCUCAGAUGUAACGGUGUGUUGGAGGGAAUCCGUAUCUGCAGACAGGGAUUUCCCAACCGUAUCGUCUUCCAGGAGUUCAGGCAGAGAUAUGAAAUUCUCACCCCUAACGCUAUUCCCAAAGGCUUUAUGGAUGGAAAACAGGCCUGCGAGAGAAUGGCAAACAAUUGCCUGAAGUCUGAAUAUUGUCUCCCUCUUUUUAAUUGGCAGAUUCAGGCAUUGGAACUUGACGGGAACCUCUUCCGCAUCGGCCAGAGCAAGAUCUUCUUCAGGGCAGGAGUCCUGGCCCAUCUGGAGGAGGAGAGGGACCUGAAGAUCACAGACAUCAUCAUUUACUUCCAGGCCGUCUGUCGAGGUUAUCUGGCGCGCAAGGCCUUUGCUAAGAAGCAGCAGCAGCUCAGCGCCCUGAAAGUCCUCCAGAGGAACUGCGCUGCCUACUUGAAGCUGCGUCACUGGCAGUGGUGGAGGCUCUUCACUAAGGUGAAGCCCCUCUUGCAGGUGACCAGGCAGGAGGAGGAGAUGCAAGCUAAGGACGAAGAGCUGGUCAAAGUGAAAGAGAAGCAGGUGAAGGUGGAAGGUGAGCUGGUGGAGAUGGAGAGAAAGCAUCAGCAGUUGCUUGAAGAGAAGAACAUCCUAGCAGAGCAGCUGCAGGCAGAGACAGAGCUGUUCGCGGAGGCCGAGGAGAUGAGAGCUCGCCUGGCGUCAAAAAAACAGGAGCUGGAGGAGAUCCUGCAUGACCUGGAGUCCAGGUUGGAGGAGGAAGAGGAGAGGACUCAAGGCCUGCAGAACGAAAAGAAAAAAAUGCAGUCCCACAUCCAGGACCUGGAGGAGCAGCUGGAUGAAGAAGAAGGUGCCAGGCAGAAACUGCAGCUCGAGAAAGUCACGGCCGAAGCUAAAAUGAAGAAGUAUGAAGAGGACAUUUUGCUCCUCGAGGACCAGAACUCCAAGUUCCUGAAGGAAAAGAAGCUGGUUGAGGACAGAAUCAACGAGAUGACAUCACUGCUGGCUGAAGAGGAAGAGAAGGCCAAGAACCUGGGGAAGAUCAAAAACAAGCAGGAGAUGAUGAUGGCCGACCUGGAGGAGAGACUAAAGAAGGAGGAGAAGACCCGCCAGGAGCUAGAGAAGGCUAAGAGGAAGCUGGAUGGAGAGACCACUGACUUCCAGGACCAGAUAUCUGAGCUCCAGGCCCAGAUCGAAGAGUUCAAAGGUCAGCUGGUCAAGAAAGAGGAUGAGCAGCAGAUGAUGCAGGCCAGAGGUGAUGAGGAAGUCACCCAGAAGAACAACGCUCUGAAGCAGAUCAGGGAGCUGCAGGCCCAGCUGUCCGAGCUGCAGGAGGACCUCGAGUCGGAGAAGCAGGCCAGGAAUAAGGCCGAGAAGCUCAAGAGGGACUUGAGUGAGGAGCUCGAGGCCCUCAAGACUGAGCUGGAGGACACCCUUGACACGACGGCCGCCCAGCAGGAGCUCAGGACCAAGCGCGAACAGGAGGUUGCGGAGCUGAAGAAAGCCAUCGAGGAAGAGGCCAAAAACCACGAGGCACAGAUCCAGGAGAUGCGGCAGAGACACGGGACCGCCCUGGAGGAGCUGUCCGAGCAGCUGGAGCAGGCCAAGAGGUUCAAGGCCAACCUGGAAAAGACGAAGCAGAGCCAGGAGAGCACCAACAAGGAGCUGGCCAGUGAGGUGAAGAGCCUGCAGCAGGCCAAGACGGAGUCCGAGCACAAGAGGAAGAAGCUGGAGGCUCAACUGCAGGAGUUCAUGGCCCGAGUCACAGAGGGGGAGAGGGCCAAGGGGGAGCUGGCCGACCGCUCGCACAAGCUGCAGGCCGAGCUGGACAACGUCUCGGCCCUGCUGGAAGACGCAGAGAGAAAAGGGAUCAAGAUGACCAAAGACGUCACCGGAUUAGAGAGCCAGCUGCAAGACACCCAGGAGCUGCUCCAGGAAGAGACCCGUCAGAAACUAAACCUGAGCAGUCGCAUUCGCCAGCUGGAGGAGGAGAAAAACGCCCUGCAGGAGCAGCAGGAGGAGGACGAGGGGGCACGCAAGAAUCUGGAGAAGCAGCUGCUCACCCUGCAGGCUCAGCUCUCUGAAAGCAAGAAGAAGCUGGAGGAUGACGUGGGGACGAUCGAGGGCCUGGAGGAAGCCAAGAAGAAACUGCAGAAGGACUUUGAGCUGUCCAGCCAGCGUCUGGAGGAGAAGUCCAUCGCCUUUGAGAAGAUGGAGAAGACAAAGACGCGUCUGCAGCAGGAGCUGGACGACAUAACCGUUGACUUGGAUCAUCAGAGACAGAUCGUCUCCAACCUGGAGAAGAAGCAGAAGAAGUUCGACCAGAUGCUGGCCGAGGAGAAGAGCAUCUCGGCCCGCUUCGCCGAGGAGCGGGACCGCGCCGAAGCCGAGGCCCGAGAAAAGGAGACCAAAACUCUGUCCCUGACCCGAGCCCUGGACGAGGCGCUGGAGGCCAAAGAGGAGCUGGAGCGGGUCAACAAGCAGCUGCGCGCCGAAAUGGAAGAUCUGAUGAGCUCCAAGGACGACGUGGGAAAGAAUGUCCACGAGCUGGAGAAGUCCAAGCGCACCCUGGAGCAGCAGCUGGAGGAGAUGAAGACGCAGCUGGAGGAGCUGGAGGACGAGCUGCAGGCCACCGAGGACGCCAAGCUGCGCCUGGAG
Menidia menidia (Atlantic silverside) is the source of this 3849-nucleotide messenger RNA. The record is from the annotation of a GenBank genome assembly. Lineage: Eukaryota; Metazoa; Chordata; Actinopteri; Atheriniformes; Atherinopsidae.